UGGGACUGGCUUACAUAGACGCCAGCAAGCCAGAUAUGAUAGCAGCAAGUAGGGGAAGCGCAUUUGGUGAUAUCACCAACUCGGUAGUACCGCGCGCAACUGCCGCCACUAUUGGGACAACGCCACUCACCAGCACAUUUUCUCCAGAGCCACGAUUCCAUGCUAGCUCAGCUUCCCACUUACCUCAGCCCAUAUCAGCCACCUCCGAUAUAAGUACUGCUGCCCAUCAAGAUACGAGUGCAUCUGUCAAGUUUUUCCACGUUUUCUUGGAGCUCCAGGCUUUCGUUGCUUCUCCUUGUUCUCCUGGAGAGACUGCAGAAUUAUAUUUCUCGCUCUACCAUAAACCAGAUGCCCGCUUCCUCACCGAAGAAUUUUGCGUUAUUUUGAAUCACCACGGUGCCUUGGCUCGGCCACAACUGACGGGUGCAUCCCAAGACGGGUCCACUGCAAAAGGCCUGGGUAAAAUCAGGACAUUGUUUGUGGAUUUAGGUGCCCAUGAUGUUCAGGAGAGCAUCUACCUUGUUUGCCGUAUUGUACGGAAUGGAAGCAUGAAGAUGAGCGGUGUAUCUAGCUCUAGCGGUCUUACUGGUUCUAAUUCGGUGCGCCGUGGCUCUGAAGCAGUACUCGGGACCCUAUCAGAGCACGAAGGUCCCAACGGCCAAGGCGUAACAUUCUCAGGAAUAGUCGAGCACGCCAACCAGACGUACCGAAGGCCAUUCGGAUGCGCCGUGUUGGAGUUGACCCAACUAGCUAAAUGGUCUGUCGAUAGAACAGAGGCGACAACUGCUAAAGAGCACACAUUACCGAUCUUUGUUCCAAGCCGAGAGGCUACAUUCAGCACGCUGCAUCAAGCUAUCAUCGCCAGUGAUACCGCAGAAUUCGAGAAAAGCCCAAGAGCCGAAAUGUUGGCAGUGAAUAUCAAACUGUUCCAUGGCGAUGCGCCCACAAUCAUCCGCGAGAAUCCAUCCCUCCUGCAGGAUACACCAAUCACAUCCCGCCUUGGAUUCCCCGAUGUUGUCUUCCCAGGGGAUGUUAGGAAUGAGGUUUAUAUCAAGCUAUGGAGUGGGGAGUUCUUCUCCUCUGCCAACACUGGCAAUACGACACCGAGGGGGUUGAUCGGUCGUGUUCCUUCAUUCGCUGGUGCACUCUCCGCUUCAAGAAAUGUCCAAGUCUCGGUAGAAGUUCGACACAGAAACGGGCAGGUAUUAGAAAACGUGAUCAGCUCUGGUAGUGGAGAACCGCCCAUGACAGUCUUCCAUUCCAUGGUCUUCUAUAGGAAUAACAAUCCUACUUUUGGAGAAUUGAUCAAAUUGUUGGUUCCGAUCGAACUCAUGCAAAGCUCUCACCUUUUUAUCACUUUCCGGCAUCGAGAUUCAAAGAAUGCAAGAAGUGGCGCUGGAGCACAAGGAACACAGACUCUUCCACGAUCCUCGGCUGACCCUAUCGAACGGCCGUUCGCAUACGCGUAUCUUCCCUUAUUCCCCGAAAAUCGUGCAUUCCUCCAAGAUGGACCACAUACGCUCAUACUCUAUAAAGUAGAUAAGAUGCAAAGUAUCACCCCAGACAUGUACUUUGGUGCACCAGCUAUCCUUGGACCCAAUAUGCGACCGGAGUCCAUACUAGUCCCCUCUCAUCUCGCCAAAAGUGCCAUCCCCAGCACUGAUACCCUUACAAUUCGAUCUUUCUUGUGCUCGACGAAGGUGACUCAAAAUCCCGAGUUACUAGGUCUGCUCAAUUGGGAACAGCUCUCAGAUAAAAAUGAGCUUUGUACCAUUCUAAGCAAAUUCACCUUUGUUGGCGAAGUGGAGAUCGUCAAAUUCUUACGCGACAUAUUUGAUUCGUUGUUCGCGGUUCUCAUCUCCAAGGUGAAUGAUCAAGGCGAUAUGGAUGACCUAAUAUUUGGGGCUCUAGUUACUGUACUAGGGAUCGUACAAGACCGCCGGUUUACCAAUUUCCAACCCGUAUUGGAUGUCUACAUAGACAAACAUUUCACCUGUGCGCCAGCUGCAUCAAAGAUAGUCAAAUCUAUGAACCGCCUGCUCGGCGACCCAACUGCCACCGAGUCCGCAAGUCGUUUACGCAAUGCCCUUAAAGUCUGGCAUUAUGUGUUCCGUUUUGUCAUUCGUGCGAGAGAGCUACAGAGAAUCAAGGAAGCCAAUGUCGGCAGUGGUGCAACCAGCGAGCAUUUUGAGCAAAUGUUCAAGAAAGAGCUCAUGGCACAUCUAGGUGAAGUUAACAAACUCAUGUCUACUACGCGGCCAGAAUCUAUUAUCGGAACCCAAACUCUGGCGAUCCAACGAUUUGCCUCAAUUCUUCCUGAUCUUGCCAAGGUCUUCUCGACUCUCGAACUAGUCACAGUCGUAACCCAUUUCUCAAACGCUGUACCCAACCCCAAGGGCAAAUUAAUCAUCUGGAAGCUCAUCAUGUAUCUCCAAAUUGUCAAAGGCUUCCUAUUUGAGAGUGCGCAAUCCCGUGCUUUACUCGUCGAGUCCAUUGUAAGCUGGAUCAAGCCUUACUUUGGAAUGUAUGACGAACACUCUCACGUUUCGCCAAACGACCUAGAGGCCUCCAAGGAUAGUUCAAGGAUUGCAUGGCUAGAAAGCACUAGACUCUGCAUCACAAUUGUAGCCGUCAUGCUGGCUCAGCUGCAGCAGAGCCUUAUAAGCCCAGCUACGCUGGCGGAUCGUAAACUGCAACGACAGGAGAAUGAUAACGUUGAAUACGUUCUUUCACUCAUGCCAAGGCUCCUCGAUGCUUACAAGGAAUUCCAGAGCCCUGUCAAUGCAAGAGCUCUAGAGCGAACGAGAUCCCCUGCAACAUUAGUAACCCCAGUACCCACAGUUUUCCCAUCAUCAUACCCAUUUUCCUUAAUUUCAAGUCUACCACCCUCCAAAUCUAAUGCUGGUGGUACCCAGCUUUCACAGGCCCAGGUCUUUAACUGUGGUCUAGGCGAAGCGGCCAUCGUUUUCCUCGUGCUCAUCUUGUCAGCGCCUCGUAAACAUCUCAUUGGGUUCCUAGAGGGCAUCUUGGAGAUUGAAGGUCAAGAUAAUUUCGCAAAUCUACUCUCUAAAAUCUUCAAGGUUGGAAUAUCGAUAUUAAGCAAUGACGCUUUCCCGAAAUCAUGGCUUAAUGUCAAUAUUCUCGCUCAUAGAGUUUUACUCAAGAUCAUCGACCCUGUUUCAAUGCUUUUGGUUAACAAUUUCAUCCCGGACCAAAAGGAAGCAUACCACUUCAACUCAAACCUAUGGCGAGAUGGCUUUGCUUUGCUAUUGAAACUACUCUCAAGCGACCAGCUAGUGAUCGAAGAAUUUAGUCCUCAGAAACGAAGAGCGGUUUGGCGUUUAGCCGGGGAUAUCAGAGGAGAAGGUGCUGGUAUACUUCUUCGUCUGUGGGAGGCACUAGGAUGGCCCGAGUCUGUCUCUCACAAUGCCGGCGCUGUAACUCGAUAUGGGGGUUAUCAAGUCGCAUUGAAUUCCCUUGUCGGCAAUGUCAUAGACUUGUGCCUGAGCCACCACGACCAGCUACGAAAUAAUGCUGUCAAUAUCCUUUACAGUAUGAUCGUCUCAGAAUAUCAUCUCUCGGAGCACUUCAACGACAUUGAAACCGAGCUUGUCAACAAGCUGGAUACCCUGUUCAUGUCCGAAUCCAAGAGCGACGACAUUUCUCGAGCCUUCUUUAUUUCUCAGCUUCGUCUCUUAUUCGAAUCGUCUAAUGUAGAUGACCAAUUACGACAACGCGUCUCCGACUUCUUGGAUUCUGUGGACCUAUUUUUGGAGUUACUGAUGAACGUACGAGAGCUGCCAGAGGGAGACGAAUACCAGGAUGACCGACUGGUCAACGUGAGUACAUACCUAUUCUGGCGGUUACCACACUUAUACUCGACCCAGAUGCAUUUACAAAGCCAAAACUAUGUUGAAGCUGCCUUAACGCUUAAGCUUCAUGCGGACUUGUAUGAAUGGGACCUCAAUUCGUUCGUACCGCCGAUGACCGACCUCGACUUGCCUCAACAAUCUCACUUUGUUCGGAAAGAAACUCUUUGUUUGCUCAUAUUAGACUACCUUGGAAAAGGAAAGGCAUGGGAAAGUGCCAUAGAAGUUUGCAAGGAGUUGGCUUUUCAACAUAUGGAG
Messenger RNA from Acaulospora colombiana, 4127 nucleotides. Lineage: Eukaryota; Fungi; Glomeromycota; Glomeromycetes; Diversisporales; Acaulosporaceae. The record is from the annotation of a GenBank genome assembly.